AAUUCCGAAUUUUGUGAAUCGCUGGUAAGCAAUUCAGGAAAUCAUUACAAUUUUUUUUUUUUAUAAAUUCGACCUCAUGGGAUUAGCGUUACUUUUUUUAAAAUAAAUAUAUACGUACUUUAAAAAGUAUAAAGUUAAAGGAAUUGUAUGUAAACAUGUUUUUACAAUCAUGACUGUGCUUCCGUACAUUUUACUCGCCAUGUCGUCGGAGACUGAGAAAGCACAAACCGCGAAACCGGGCGGGGAUACAAUAUUUGGAAAGAUUGCGCGCAAAGAAAUACCAUGCGAAUUUCUUUAUGAAGAUGACCAGUGCGUGGCUUUCAAUGAUGUGUCUCCACAAGCUCCUUCCCACUUCCUGGUGAUCCCCAAGAAACCCAUCACUCAGCUGUCAGUGGCAGAGGAUGCAGACGAACAGCUACUAGGUCAUCUGUUGCUGGUUGCUAAGAAAGUUGCUGCUCAAUGUGGACUGAAAGAGGGCUAUCGCCUGGUCAUCAAUGAUGGUGCACUAGGUGGUCAGUCUGUAUAUCACCUGCAUAUACAUGUAAUGAGUGGACGACAAAUGGGCUGGCCACCAGGUUAACAUCACAUCUGGUUACCUGUGGAGUAACAUUGUGCAAAGGGACUCCUGUAGUAAUGAUAGACAACUUAUAACACGGAAUGUUUGUAUCAAGAAAUAACGCAUAAUGUUUCAUUAUUUCAAUAAAAGUAUUUAACUGAAA
This is a messenger RNA of Ostrea edulis (European flat oyster), 719 nucleotides long. Its product is annotated as adenosine 5'-monophosphoramidase HINT1-like. Gene Ontology annotation, cellular component: nucleus; cytoplasm. Gene Ontology annotation, biological process: purine ribonucleotide catabolic process. The record is from RefSeq and is a predicted model, not a curated record. The transcript is spliced from 3 exons. Gene Ontology annotation, molecular function: hydrolase activity. Bases 170 to 580 code for a protein of 136 amino acids. Lineage: Eukaryota; Metazoa; Mollusca; Bivalvia; Ostreida; Ostreidae.